AGCCGCCAGUGAUGCACUUCCUGCGCCGCGGUCAUGGCGGGGGAUGUGCUGGGUAGGACGGCGGCGCUGGCCCUCGAAGAGCUGUAUGUGUCUGAACAAGAGGGCAAUGACUCCACUGGUGAUGGGACGCAAAAGAAACCAUUCAAGACUGUGUUGAAGGCAUUGAGGACAGCAGGAAAAGAGCCGUUUCCUACAAUUUAUGUGGAUUCCCAAAAACAAAACGAGAGAUGGGCCAUCAUUUCCAAAUCACAGAUGAAGAAUGUCAAAAAGCUAUGGCACAGGGAGCAGAUGAAAAAUGAAGCUAAAGAGAAGAAGGAGGCAGAAGAUCUCUUGAGAAGAGAGAAGAACCUGGAGGAAGCUAAGAAGGUUGUUAUCAAGAAUGAUCCCAGUCUUCCAGAGCCCAAGUGUGUGAAGAUCAAUGCUCUGGAGGCUUACAGAGGGCAGAGAGUGAAGAUUUUUGGCUGGAUCCACAGGUUACGGAGGCAAGGGAAAAAUCUGAUGUUUAUUGUCUUGAGAGAUGGCACAGGGUUUCUUCAGUGUGUCCUUUCUGAUGAGCUGUGCCAGUGCUACAAUGGGCUGAUGCUGUCCACGGAGAGCAGCGUGGUGGUGUAUGGCAUGCUGAACCUCCUGCCCCAGGGCAAGCAGGCUCCGGGAGGCCACGAGCUGAACUGUGAUUACUGGGAGCUCAUCGGCCUGGCCCCGGCAGGAGGGGCUGACAAUCUGCUCAAUGAGGACUCGGAGGUGGAUGUGCAGCUCAACAACAGGCACAUGAUGAUUCGAGGCGAGAACAUGUCCAAAAUCUUCAAGGUGCGCUCCAUGGUCGUGCAGGCCUUCAGGGAUCACUUCUUUGCCAACGGAUACUAUGAAGUCACACCACCAACCUUAGUGCAGACGCAGGUGGAGGGAGGCUCCACCCUGUUCAAGCUGGAUUACUUUGGUGAAGAGGCAUACCUGACCCAGUCAUCCCAGCUCUACCUGGAGACCUGCCUGCCAGCUCUGGGAAAUGUUUUCUGUGUUGCUCAGUCCUACAGAGCUGAGCAAUCCAGGACCCGCAGGCACUUGGCAGAGUACACUCACAUUGAAGCUGAAUGUCCUUUUAUAAGUUUUGAGGAUUUGUUGGACCAUCUGGAGAGCUUGGUGUGUGAUGUCGUAGACAGAGUCUUGAAAUCACCUGCAGCAAACUUACUGUAUGACCUCAACUCGGGUUUCCAGCCCCCCAAACGCCCCUUCCGACGCAUGAACUAUGCUGAAGCCAUCGAGUGGCUGAAGGAACAUGAUGUGAAGAAGGAAGAUGGCACUUACUAUGAGUUUGGGGAGGAUAUUCCUGAAGCUCCCGAGAGACUGAUGACAGACACCAUUAACGAGCCCAUCCUGCUGUGCUGCUUUCCUGCAGAGAUCAAGUCUUUCUACAUGCAGCGCUGCAGCGACAACUUGUGCCUCACCGAGUCUGUGGAUGUUCUGAUGCCCAACGUGGGUGAGAUCAUCGGCGGUUCCAUGCGCACUUGGGACAGCGAGGAGCUGCUCAAAGGCUACAAGAGAGAGGGCAUCGAUCCCACGCCCUACUACUGGUACACGGAUCAGAGGAAAUAUGGUACGUGCCCUCAUGGAGGAUACGGUUUGGGAUUGGAGCGGUUCCUGACCUGGAUUCUGAACAGACACCAUAUCCGAGAUGUCUGUCUCUAUCCACGCUUUGUCCAGCGCUGCAAACCUUAGCCAUCCUUAAGAAAAACUCAUGGAAAACUGAGCAGCUGAUGCUUGGAAAAGAAUGAUAACACGCUGCUGUACUACAGCCUGUCUGACAACAAGACUUCCUGCGACCUUUUGCUAAUUCAAAUACCAAUUUAGGAUGUGAAAAGGACAAAACCCAAAACCUCUUUUUUAAAACAAAAAUGCUAGUAAUUAACUGGAAAAAGCCUUAGAAAAAUUGUUUAGGUGCAUUUAUACUCUUGAGUCAUCACUAUACAAAGAUCUCGAUAAGUUGUCAUUUAGAAAACAAGAUACACUUCUGCUUUUAACUUCUAUGACUUAAAAUAUGCUGAGCAUUUGAUAAUUUUGUUUUUAAAUUUGCUUUAAUUUUAA
Prinia subflava (tawny-flanked prinia) is the source of this 2079-nucleotide messenger RNA. It is a transcript of the gene NARS1, whose product is annotated as asparaginyl-tRNA synthetase 1. The transcript has 15 exons. Gene Ontology annotation, biological process: asparaginyl-tRNA aminoacylation. NCBI's taxonomy places the organism in Eukaryota, Metazoa, Chordata, Aves, Passeriformes, Cisticolidae. The record is from RefSeq and is a predicted model, not a curated record. Gene Ontology annotation, molecular function: ATP binding; nucleic acid binding; asparagine-tRNA ligase activity. Gene Ontology annotation, cellular component: cytoplasm. Bases 34 to 1713 code for a protein of 559 amino acids.